AUGCUUAAUCAGGCUACACCAGUAGGCAAGACUGCUUUCGAUUCAGUACAAGCCAAACAAUCAGCAAUCUUAGCAGGCUACGAUGUCACAGCAGGAGGAAAGUACAAAGAAUUUCUUUCGAAAGUAACAUUUGAUUGGAAGAUGAAGAGACAAACACCUUUGGUGAAUGCUGGGUAUGCAGCUCGCGUCCAAGCGAUCUCCCAGUCAAUCAGCUCUUAUGUGGAGUUUCAUAAAUUCAGGCAGUCAGACUCUAUUCAACUAGUGUUGCUCGGCUGUGGAGCAGAUGUUGUCGGGUUGUGGUCUCAUUCACUUGACCCACAAAGAGUAGUAGUGUUGGAAGUUGACACGCCUGAAAUCUGCUUAUCAAAGAGCGAAAUCUUGACGCGACAAGAGCUAGUGACCGGAAAGCGAGAGGAUUCUGGUAAAUUAGUUGGUACCAUCCAAUCGAGUAGCGAUCGCAACAAUUAUUUCCUCUGCCCGGUCGAUCUUAGAGAUAUUGUCAGACUGGAAGCUGUUGUUGAAGAACACUUGGACGUGAAAGUUCCGACCUUUGUCAUUACUGAGCUGGUUCUCUCUUACCUCAGCCCUCGAGAAACGGAUUCGUUGCUGCGCUGGUGUUCAUCAAAUUUGUGCUCAGCACCAAACAGUUGUUUUGUCGCACUCGAACCAAUGGGAUGUGCCCAAGGUUUGAAUGUGUUGGGGCCAACGGAAGGGUACAGGAGGCAAUAUACCGAUUUAUUCGGGGGGAAGAUGGAACGAGGGCUUUCGUCGAAAGAGGACAAAAUCGGAGGACCCUCCUAUUUUCCGUUGGGGACUUCGUGCAGCGAUAUAAGAACAAGGUUCCAGACACUUGGCUACCAAGCCUUUGUUGCAGACUUGGGAACGAUAGCCACAUAUGCCACACCACCAGGACAGUUCAAUGCUCCUGAAAUUUUUGACGAGCAUGCCGCUCUGGCACUUUACCUCAAGUCCUAUGUUGUUGCAAUCGGAUUCUCACCGCAAUCAGAAGGAUUUAUGCAAAGGCUUGUUUGUCCCUGGCAAUUUGAAACCGAGAUUCCACCCCACAUUUCUGAUUCUGUUGGCAUCGCUGUCAUUGAACGUGGCCACGAAGAAAGCGUGAGAAAUCUAGUGCUACAAGUCUACGAGGAAAAUUUUGAAGAAUAUCCAGUAGUUAAGAAAAUGGUCUCGCGCAUGAUGAACACGGAUCUAGCUAAAUCCGAAGGAGAAGAGGGUGAAGCAACCAUUGCCUCUCGGUAUGCCGAUCGAGGUGGAAUAUUUCUAGUUGCAGUUCAGUAUAAUGGUGCCAAUAGCGAGCGACACGUUGUCGGUUGUGUUGGAGUUCGCCGUUGGGGGCAAAACUCAAAGUCGGCAACAUUGGAAGUAGUUAGACUGGCGGUGAAGGCGUCGUGUCGUGGAAAAGGGAUCGGACGACGACUGCUCCAAAUGGUGGAAAAAUUCGCGAUAGAGAACUAUGAACCACCGAUAACGUUGAUUGCACAAACAAUUUCCAUUCUGGACGAAGCAAAGCGCUUGUAUGAUGCAAUGGGCUAUGAAUUGGAAAAGGAGUCGGAAUUAGGAGGAAACUUGAGCAUGUUGACGUACAAUAAAAUGCUACGGUCAACGUGA
This is a messenger RNA of Cylindrotheca closterium, 1626 nucleotides long. The record is from the annotation of a GenBank genome assembly. Lineage: Eukaryota; Bacillariophyta; Bacillariophyceae; Bacillariales; Bacillariaceae.